Molecule: messenger RNA, 1081 nt
Organism: Coffea eugenioides
Lineage: Eukaryota; Viridiplantae; Streptophyta; Magnoliopsida; Gentianales; Rubiaceae
Product: probable calcium-binding protein CML25
Exons: 1
Coding region: 256-825 (189 amino acids)
Molecular function (GO): calcium ion binding
Source: RefSeq, a predicted model, not a curated record
CCUCUCCCCCAACCCCUACUACUACGAUCGUCAUUUCGUCGUGCUUUCACGCAGUCUUCUAACAAACAACAGAAUUUCAAGAAUCCGGAGAUUCCAAAUCUAUCCCCUCCAACCCAAAGAGUCCUCCUUUUCCCUCAUUUUCCAAUCUUUUCCUCCAUUUAGAAACAUCGCAGAUAACCAAAACCAAUCCUUCACCAGUGGUUGUUCUUGAUUUCUGGUUUUGGUUUCAUUCUUGGUUUAAUCAUUUGAAAAAGAAUGGGAUUAAAAUCAUUGUUCAAUCGAAAGAAAAAGAGAUUGCAACAAUCACCUUCAGCAGCAAAUCCAUCACCAAUGCAGUCAAGAUCGUCAUCAGUUCAAUCCAGAGCGAGAAUUGAGGAGGAACUCGAGCAGGUUUUCAAGAAAUUUGACGUCAAUGGUGAUGGAAAGAUCUCUGCAUCUGAACUUGGCCAAAUAAUGGGGAGCCUUGGCUAUCCUACGACAGAUGAAGAGUUGCAUAAGUUGAUGAAUGAGGCAGAUUCAGAUGGAGAUGGAUUCAUUGAUUUGCAAGAAUUUAUCGAACUCAAUACGAAAGAUAUCGAUUCGGAUGAAGUCAUGGAGAAUCUCAAGGAUGCAUUCUCUGUUUUCGAUAUAGACAAGAAUGGCUCAAUCUCUGCUGAUGAAUUGCAGAAUGUAUUGAAGAGUCUUGGUGAAGAAUGUUCAUUGGCUGAAUGCAGAAAGAUGAUUUGUGGGGUUGAUGCAGAUGGUGAUGGGAUGAUCUGUUUUGAGGAGUUUAAGGUUAUGAUGAUGAUGGGAUCACGUUUUGAUUCUUCUGAGCCUAAGGCUUAAGGAAAAACGAUCAUCAUUUGAUGAUUAGAAUUUCCCCAUCUUUUUUAUGUAUUUUCCCCUUUUGUUCAUUCCGAUGCUAUUUGGUUAACUACAUUAGGAAUUCUGAUGCAAAGAAAAUUUAGUCUAGUCUUUUGACGUGUGGAUGUUUUGGGAUCCAAAAUUGGGAAUGCAAGUCUUCAAGAUUGCUCUUUUCUUUAUCUCCAAAGAUGUAUAUCACUUAUUAUCAGAUAUGCAAUUAUCCUUUCCCCUUUUGUGA